AUGUUCCUGUUUGAGCUUCGUUGCGACUCCUUCCGCCUCUUCAACUCCAGCAGCUUGGUAUUCAGUGCUUCUCCUUGCGUCGAGCUACUUCCCAGUGUGAUCCGCUUGGAGAACGCCUGUCUGCCCUCUGGAGUUCCGUGCGGUUCUGCCACGUUUCCGGUUCCUGUGUGCUGUGCGGCGUUCCAGCCCUCCUCUUUGUGCGUGCGUGCAGUACAUACAGAGCCGUUCCUGUUUUCGUCUGACUCCAUCAACAUGAAGAGGACCGCAUCUGGGGUUCCUGCGUCAGCCGGCCAGCCCUCGACAUCGGAAGCCCUCCAGCCCUCGACAUCGGGAGCCCUCCAGCCCUCGACAUCGGGGCCAGCACAGGUAUGUGCACCGUCAUCAGGGAAUGGGUGUGCCUACUGUGGCAAAUUGUUUUCAGCUAGCCGCAGUGCUAGACGACAUGAGCGCAUCUGCACAGCUAAUCCCGACUGUACUACCACCAGCCAGUGCCAUACUUGCGGCAAGAUAGUUAGCCGCAAAGACAGCUUGACCCGCCAUAUGCGAACUUGUGGGGACACCGUCGAGCAAAGCUCGAGCUCGAGGUGUAAAUUCUGUGGUCAAGUAUUUGAUCAUUGUCGCCAUGCCAGACGCCACGAGCAGAGCCAGUGCCAAUUCAAUCCCAAGCGCAUAACAUUUACAUGCACUACAUGUCAGGGAGAAUUUACCCGCAAAGAUACGCUGUUUGUGCACAGCAAGACGUGCAAUGGUCUGGCUCCUAAGAGACGGCGCGUAGACACGACCUCUAGCCUGCAACAGCCCGGCCCCAGCACUCGUCCGCAAUACGAGGCGAGUGUGCCCGACCAGGCUCAGGCAGUCUUGGAGGCGCAAGCGCCUGACCAGGCACAAGUAGACUUGGAGGCAGGAGGUACCAGGUUCGUUGAGGUAGAGAGUGCGUUUCGCCGCAACUUGAAGACAUAUGUGGCGGAAAACAAUAAUGGUGUAACAAAGGAUAUUUGCACUUACAUGGCCCAUAUGAAGACUAACCUGAUAAAUCAGAUAUCACAUGAAGUGCAGGAAAAUGGUCCAGUAAAAUUCAACAUCUGGCUCGAGUGUGACUAUGUCAAGCCGGCCCCCUUUGAUGAAGGCGUGGACAAAAGAGCGUUCAAGACCAAAAAUAUCCCUAUUUACGAAGUGAGCGAUAUUGAAGAGGCCAUUGAUGAAAGUAUAUUGAAAAUAUGCAAGGAGGAGGAAGAUUAUGCCAGCAAGGGAUCUGGAUGGACCUUGUCUGCCGUGAAGCGACUCCAACUCCGCUUCAACAAACUAGUGCCUCUUAGAGUCUCUUCAUACAUUGAUCUGCCUGUCGCCAUCAAGAACAGGAAAGCAGUAACCAACCCCAAGAACCUCAGUGACAACAUGUGUUUCAAGUGGGCCAUACUGGCGCGGUACGUGGAGGGGAUCUUCGAGAGGAACAAUCCCGAUGUGUCCGUCAACGUCUACAACAUUGACGAGGACAACAAGAUCGCGCCAGAACCUAUACUCUACAGGGGUCCCGAUGCUGAGAAGAAGUUCGUGGAGACGAUUGUUGAAAUCGGGAAUAAGGUAAAAGACAUUUACGAGACCAGCCUGCCCAUGUCGAUGCUGACGGCACAAGAGUACGUCAGCUUCGUCGCAGCCUAUCAGUGCUGCUAUUGUAAUACGGUAUUAACGGUCGAUAAUUAUAAAGUCAAGGACCACGACCACUUCAGUGGAAAAUACCUCGGCGCCGCCUGCAACAGCUGCAACCUUCUGCGCAGGCGGCCCAAGAAACUGGUGGUUUACUUUCACAAUCUAGCCUACGAUGAGAAGUUCAUAAUAAAACAGCUGGGCUUCGACAACAAGGAAAUAUUCAUCAUCCCCCACACGCAAGAGAAGAUGGUAACAUUUUCAAAGAAGCUGGGCGACAAAUUUUCAGUGCAGUUUGUCGAUAGUUUUAGAUUCAUGGCUUACAGUUUGGCGUCCCUUGCGUCGUACCUGCCAGCCGACCAAUUCAAAGAGACCUCAAAGUAUUUUACAUCUGAAGAAAUGUCCCUCGUCACGAGAAAAGGUGUUUUCCCCUACGAUUAUGUUUCCAGCUGGGAAAAACUGGACGAGCCGCAACUGCCACCUAAAGAAGAAUUCUACAAUUUAUUAAAUGACAGCAACAUAAGUGAAGAAGAUUACCAUCAUGCAAAAGCGGUAUGGGACAAGUUCGGCUGCGUGACCCUGGGCGACUACAGUGAUGUGUAUCUCAAGACCGACGUACUGCUGCUCGCCGAUGUUUUUGAGAGCUUUCGUCAGCUGUGUCUGACAACGUAUGGCCUUGACUGCAGCCACUACGUUAGCGCGCCGGGGUUCACGUUCGACGCCAUGUUAAAGGAGACGCAGGUACGGCUGGAACUGAUGACCGAUUAUGAUAUGUAUAUGUUCAUAGAGGCUGGGAUCAGGGGCGGGGUCGCUCAAGUGGUGAAGCGACAUUGUAAGGUAAACAACACCUGCCUUCCCCGCACCUACGAUCCCAGCCGGCCGUCGAAUCAUAUAAUGUAUGUUGACGCCAACAAUUUAUAUGGGUGGGCCAUGUCGUUGCCUCUUCCGACCAACGGCUUCAAGUGGGUGGGCGCUGAUAUCGACGUGAUGUUGAUACCUGACAAGGGGCAGACGGGCUACAUCCUAGAAGUUGAUGUGGACUAUCCCAUUGGUCACCCCUGCUACUCGCCCACCAAUAAGAAGGUGGUGGGCAAGUUCAAGGAUGAGUGUAACGGGGUGGCGAUGGAGGAGUUUGUCGGCCUAAGGCUGGCGGGCGGGCGGGUGGUGGCUGGCGGCUGGCGGCUGGCAGCUGAUGUCUAG
This is a messenger RNA of Bacillus rossius redtenbacheri, 2844 nucleotides long. RefSeq lists its product as uncharacterized. Gene Ontology annotation, molecular function: nucleic acid binding. The record is from RefSeq and is a predicted model, not a curated record. The transcript is spliced from 8 exons. NCBI's taxonomy places the organism in Eukaryota, Metazoa, Arthropoda, Insecta, Phasmatodea, Bacillidae. The coding region runs from base 1 to 2844 and encodes 947 amino acids.